This is a messenger RNA of Suillus plorans, 1565 nucleotides long. RefSeq lists its product as uncharacterized. The transcript is spliced from 3 exons. The record is from RefSeq and is a predicted model, not a curated record. Lineage: Eukaryota; Fungi; Basidiomycota; Agaricomycetes; Boletales; Suillaceae. Bases 1 to 1266 code for a protein of 421 amino acids.
AUGGCCGAUGUUACAGACGACUGGAUUGUCGCUGACAGCGAAUUCGAAGAUGCUUCACGACCUCUUCAAAUUGCUGACCGAAGCGGCCUCUUGAGCGGAACCCCGUUUUCUACGGGCCCGGAAAAGAUGCUACAGCACUGCUUCAUUUAUUACCAGUCAAGCACAGAUCCCCAGCGAGGACGUGAACCUCUUGACACAAGUAAUGUAUCUCUGUUUACACCACCUCCAGGACACCAAGACUCUGAACCACCAAAUCCUUCUCUGCUGUUCCCUCGUGGCGCAGGAACACCUGUACCGAAGUCUAAACCGCGCCCACGUCCUGUGCCGCGAAAGUCUAAGUCUCGAACUACGAGUACCAUAUAUGACGACUUCAUCAAAGACGAUGAACUUUGUUCCUCUGGCUCACUCAUCGACUCUGCAUCUGCGAUUCCAGCCAGUACCUUGACUGCAGAUAGCAUCCACCCUCCAACCACACCAUCUGCGGUUUCAGAUCUCAUCGAGGAGGUCGAUCCUGUGUUUAGCGUUGCUGACCGAGCCAAGACGUGGACUCGAAAGACUCAGGUCAAGAAGCCGACUUACGUGCCUGUCAACCAUGAUGUGAUAGAGUUAACAUCUGACUCCGAUCUCGACGAACUAUCACUCGAGCCUCCACGGAAGCGGCAGAAAUCCCAAGACAAGCCUGUCAAGCCCAAGCCGAGACCCAGGCCUAAACCGAAGCCUAAAGCUAGGACAUCGCCUUCACUGGAGGUUCAUGAAGAAAGCAUUGUCGAUACUCAGCCGAGCAACAUUGUGGUUCUUCCUGCACCACAAAAGCCAGCGCUUCCGUCUCAACUAUCUUCUACAACAUCACGCCUCCCGUCUUCUAUUCCUGCUUUACCCGAUUUGUCUUCUCCGCCCUCUUCUCCACCCGAGAUAACUCACGUCCCCGAUACUUCGUCGUCAUCUAUUAUAGCACCUCCUCUAUUCUUUGCACCAUUGUCGCCCGUCGUCCCAGAAAUCGACGAUUCGCACACACUUGAAGACGAAAACGGAAACGGGGACGUAGACAUCAUCGUUGCUGCAAACAAGGGCAAGAAAAAGGACACAAAGUUGUCUUCUCGUGCGAAGGGGAAGAAAAAAGGUCAGAAGCAGGAUGACAGAAUCGAACUCAACGAUCUUGCGCACAAAUUCCCCAUGGAUGAACCAGCUGCAGGUAAUAAUGCCCUCGAAGACGACGAUUUCAUUGAGGCCCCAACUUCGGCACCUCAUUUUGAAGACGGUCUCUGAGUCCAUCAGCCAGCUACACCGAGAAAUUGUCAAUGUCAAGACCUAUAGCAAAUGAUUCGAAUAAAUACUGCGACGAAAAUAUUGCCUAAACUAUGUCUCCUUGACAUCUAUUUUGUGACACUAAAUAACUACUUGAGCACCGCAUCGGAGGGAAACAAAAAAACAUAUUUCCCGUGCUCCCUGCAAGCACUAGACAAAGGUUCGCGUCAACUUCACCGAGCAUUACACACCACUGCCAGUCGAUAUAUGCACACGCUCGUGGAAAGCGAUUGAGGUCAUGCCGGUUGCUGCAUCGGAGU